This is a messenger RNA of Stegastes partitus (bicolor damselfish), 3406 nucleotides long. RefSeq names its product charged multivesicular body protein 6-like. Gene Ontology annotation, biological process: late endosome to vacuole transport via multivesicular body sorting pathway; vesicle budding from membrane. The record is from RefSeq and is a predicted model, not a curated record. The transcript is spliced from 8 exons. Gene Ontology annotation, cellular component: ESCRT III complex; multivesicular body. Bases 239 to 856 code for a protein of 205 amino acids. NCBI's taxonomy places the organism in Eukaryota, Metazoa, Chordata, Actinopteri, Pomacentridae.
UAAUUUAAUAAACGAUCAUCUGCCGUAGAUUAUCUUCAGCAGAGGUUUUCAGUUUUUGUUCGGAGAAAAGUUUGUCCCUGGCCAGACUCCGUCCUUCCUGAUGUGGGUGUGGACACAGAUGACUACACAAAUAAUGGAGGAGAAGCUGCCCAAGUCUUCCUCCUGAAAACAGUUUCACAUUGAACUAGUUUCGCGUCCCUCUCCCGGCUGUACACUGUAGCUGGCAUGCUGUGUCAGGAUGGGAAAUCUGUUUGGGAAAAAGAAACAGACCCGAGUGACAGAACAGGACAAAGCCAUUCUGCAACUGAAACAGCAAAGAGAUAAACUGAGGCAGUACCAGAAGAGGAUCAACCUGCAGCUGGAGAAGGAGCGGCUUUUAGCCAAGCAGCUGCUCAAGAAUGGCAAGAAAGACAAAGCACUCCUCCUGCUGAAGAAGAAACGCUACCAAGAUCAACUCCUGGACAAGACGGAGAACCAGAUCAGCAACCUGGAACGAAUGGUUCAGGAUCUGGAGUUCGCUCAGAUUGAAAGGAAAGUCAUCGACGGGCUGAAAGUCGGAAACGAUUGCCUGAAGAAAAUGCACGAGGUGAUGUCUAUCGAAGAGGUCGAACGGAUUAUGGAUGAAACUCAAGACGCCAUCGAGUACCAAAGGCAAAUAGACGACAUGUUGGCCGGUUCCUUGACGCAGGAGGAUGAAGACGCUGUGCUGGCUGAGCUGGAGGCCAUAACUCAGGGAGACGUGGAGCUUCCUGAGGUUCCUACAGACAAACUGCCAGAAGUCCCCGAGGCUGCAGAGGAGAAACCAGAGCGGGAACGUCCGAGGAAGAAGCCAGAGCGAGAGAUGCUGGCUGCGUAGAAGCGGCCUCCUCACGUCCACUCGCUGGCUGCUGAAGUCCUUCAUGAUCCAACGAACCACACAAACAUUUUGCCGGAGAGCUCGCUGUCCCUCCGAGGCCCGCGACACGGCGACGGCGGCCGCGUCGCCGGGCUUCCUCCAUCCCAUCCAGCGGCUGUUUGUCCUCACGUGAAGCCGGUCCGGACCGGGUCACCGCGGCACCCGGCGGAAAAAUGCUGAUUUGAACCAUGAAGACCUGUGAGAUCAGAUCAUUGUGCCUAACCUCCGUCUGAUUAUUGCUCUUUGUUUACCACUAAAUCAUUUUACGUAUAACCGCAUGUCUGUAUUUUCAUUUAUCACGUUUGUCAGCCUUUAAAGGGUCAGUUCAACCCAAAUUACAAAAAGACCUCAUUUGCACUUGGUUUUAUUUUGGGCACAUUUGGUUUAUUCACAAGUUUUUGGGUUUUCUCUCUCUCUCUGAUAUUCUCGUGAAUUUCUUCAAAUUUGACGCAGCCAUUGGCUUCACUGUGAGCAUUAACUGAUUAGAUUUCCUCAUGAAACACAAUUAACUCCAGAAUUUACGCGAAAAUUACGAAAAAAUUUGGCGCGAAUGUCUAAAAUUUGGCUGCACACACACACAGGAUGAAACCAACAGCGAGGUGGCGACCGGAGAGCUUUGGUGGGAGAUGAGUUAAACUAAUCUCAACUCUGAGGCGACUACGAACGUGAGCGAAGGAUUCAGAUGAUACCGAGUUCACCGAACCUUCACCGCAUCGAAACAGCUUCCACGACGCUGGUUUGUACCGUUCAAACACAACGAAAUUUAAAAAAACAAAACACAUAACUGCACUCAGAACUUACGUUUCAUAUCUGAUUUAUUGUUUUAAUUUUUUUGAAUUGUCACCGUUGAAGUGAAAGUUAGCCAGUUUCACGCUUCAGGCUGGGUUACCACGGCAACCGGAGCCUGUAACAUCACCGAGCGACCAGCUGUCAAAGUGAUGCUUGAUGUGUGAGUCAUUUUAUAAGUAGGAGGUGAUUAAUAGGUUAAAAAUAAUGAAGUGGUGAUGUUUUUCUUUACUGCAGCGUCAAAAAGUUCUGCAGAAACACUUUUGUGGUUGUUGUUGUUUUUAGCAGCGUAACUCGGCAACAGAAGGAGCGGCUGUGAGCAUAUUUCACAUUCGGUUGGGAACCAUCAGCUGUUAUUGGUGGCUGUUAAAUGAUGAGACUUAAGACUGUAGUUCAGCUCUGCGGCUUCGUACCUCGAGUAUAGAGGAAACUUUGCGGAGAAAGAGGCCUCGGCUGUGGGAAAACGGUUUCAUCCUUCACCAGGACAACAUGCUCUCUUUGUACUCCAUCACUACUUUGACCUUUUCCCUGAAAUCAAAUCUGCACUCGAGGGAUCCCGUUUCACAUUUGUACCAAAGUUGAAGAAGAAAAUGAGCUUCUGAGCUUCUUGUUUGAUGGAAAGCUGGAGUGCAGCAGGUGUCUUAUAAGUCUGGAAAUACAACCUGAAGGUGUUUCUUCUAGUUUGUUCAAGUUUUGGGAUAUAAUCUCUGAAUUUCUGCUUCUGUCUGAAUGUAAGAGGUGAACAGAAAUUCAUCUGUGAUGCUCAAGGAAUUUACAAACAAUAUUUUACAAACUCAGCAGCAGCUUCUCUGUCCAGAAAACCUUAACGGAGUCCACGUAUAUGUUUAAUUAGGACUGCUUUCUGCCUGCCCGUUUUGUUGCUUGCCUCUCUUUCUGAGAACCAACCAGAAGGGAAAAUUAGUAUAUUUUAUAUAUUUUUGGUUUAAUGAAGGUGCCUCCUGUCUUUUCAAAGUCAGAAUAUAUCUAGUUAGAAGUAGAAGAUGAUUUAUUUCUGCCUUUUACUAAUAAUAUCUUUUUCAACUGCCAAAAGGAAUGACUUGAACGUUCAGCUGGACUUGGAUAAAACUAGCUGCAUAUUUUUUCUUGCAAUUUGGGUGAACUGACCCUUUUAUAAAAUUAUUAUCGUGCUGUGUAAAGUCUUAUCGCCUCACACUCCAGGCCUUAUCUCGGUCCGUGUUGCACUUACCCCCAACCCUCGCCGGAACUUUUCCCCAACUACCAAAACAUUUUUGCAUCACUUUCACGGAAUAUUCUCUCCGUCUGACCCCCUUUUCAAGCAGCUUAACUAAUCUAAUUCCGUGCUCCCCUUGUGGAUUAGUUCAGUGUCAUUGGAGAAAGGGCUAAUCAUAUCGUCCGUGGGCUUACCUCCGCAGCCCAGACAACAGCUGGUAAUCUCCUCCACGUAAUAACUUGACAGAACGUGGAUCUUUACCCGGCGAGUAUUAUCCACACUGUAAUUAUUUUACCGGAGUCGCUCAUAUAGAUACGUGUUCAACUGCGGCAAGAACGGUGGCCUACAUGUGUGCGGCUUAAGCAUCUUUGAAGAUCCAUCUAACUAAUCUGUAAAUCAGUUAAUCUGGCAGACAGAAAAACACCGAUGACUAACACCAUCAGGCAGCGAAAUGCUCGUCUUGAUUCGGAAGUUGUACCUCUAUAUCUCUCUCUGUAUAUUCUUUUUACAAUAAAAGUGUUUUUUUUAUUGUC